Messenger RNA from Pocillopora damicornis (cauliflower coral), 1838 nucleotides. RefSeq lists its product as uncharacterized. Gene Ontology annotation, molecular function: signaling receptor activity. Gene Ontology annotation, cellular component: plasma membrane. The record is from RefSeq and is a predicted model, not a curated record. Gene Ontology annotation, biological process: positive regulation of JNK cascade; positive regulation of canonical NF-kappaB signal transduction. NCBI's taxonomy places the organism in Eukaryota, Metazoa, Cnidaria, Anthozoa, Scleractinia, Pocilloporidae.
UGACUGAUGGUGCAAUACCCAAGUGUGAACGUCCAAUGGUAGGGAAAACAUUUGUUAAUCAACAUGGUACCUUAGAGUCAUGUAAAAUCUGUGCCAUUGGCCAAAACAUUGUCGCCAAUUGCUCAACCAAAUCGGAUACCAUAUGUGGUGGGUGCGAACCAGGAUUUUAUUUGAAUGACAAGUCAAAUACUUGUGAAGAAUGCUUCUGGUGUUGUAACCAUAACGAUAGAAAGAGUUUUAUGGACUGUAUCAAAGAGGUAAUGAUGUUGAAAGAGUCUUUUAGUGGGCUUGGACUUCAGCUGCUUUUUUCGUCCUUUGCUCUAAACAGUCAAUUGCAAACUACAAAACAAGAAAGCUCUCUGGUGGAAUAUGUCAAACUUGAUGCUUUCACAGCCUCUAUAAUAGGUCUAUGUGUUGGCCUGACUGUGUAUCACAUCUCUAAACGACAAGGGCAAACUUUGAAAGGUAAAGGUCGAUGCCCAUUUUUAAAUAAUCUUGAAAAAGGACACAGUUUAUCAUUGGAAAAGAAGGACCCUUCUGAAAGUACAGAAACCACUCAAUCCGCACAUUCAGGUAUUAAGAAAGUGGAGUGGGAGCAUCCAAACCAAUAUGGCCCAGGUCAUGUGGUGUUUGAAAAGACAGGGGUUGAGGCUGUUAUCCUUGACAGUAAUAAGUCUACCCUUCAACAAGUGCCAAGCGAUUUGGUGUUACAUGCCACAUCAGAUAAGCUGAAUUUACCAGGAUUACUUAGGGAUGGUGAAUUUCCACUAAGUCCAGCAUUUUAUCUUGUCACAAGGAGCAAGUUAACAGGACCCCUUGAGCUUCAGAUACCUCAUGGUGCAAACAUGGUGCUAUCUUGUAAUAAGUGGAAAAUCAUUUUGAAGGAGUUGAAAAACAAUGAAUGGGUUGUUGUAAGCUAUGUGAAGGGUAGUGGAAUAAAAGAAUUCUUCCCCAAAAGCAACCAUGUUAGUUUUGAGACAGACCAUUUUACAACAUUUGCAGUGGUUGGACACUGUGAAGAACAGUCCUUACCAGUACUCAAAAGAAUGAAGGUCAUGGCAUUUUGUAAUGACACCAGAGUUGGAGAAGACCUUGUUGUGAGGCUGUAUUGCUUUGAUGAUUGUGAGUGGUCAUUUGAGAAUCUUUUGAGGGAGGAGAAGAAGAAAGGAGGAAAGUUUAUGUCAUCAGUGGAAUCUCUUGAUUUUUCUCUUAGUCACAGAGAAGAUGUGGAAAUUGUUGUAAAGGAUGUUGAUGGCUGGAAGCUAAAUAAUGCUUGCCCAAUGAAAAUGAGCUAUGCAUCAGUGAGGAACUCUUUCAGUACAACUCCCAGAUGCAAUCUGGUAUUUAGCCCUGCAACCAGUGAAAAGAAAAACGGCUUUUUUUCCACCAUUGUUUUGACUCAGGCAUCCUCUCAAACUGUAGUGUAUGCAAUCACUGCUAUUAAGAAGGAUCCAAUCCGUUAUGAAAACCAGAGCAUGUUUCCAAAUGCUGUGAAUGAAGGAAAUCAAGUCACAAAUAUAGCAGAUAUCACUGGCAACAGUAGAAAGGGAAAAGAGCAAGACUUCACUGACUGUAUUGUUCAGUUAAAAAGCUUCAUAUUAAACCUGAUGGUCUUCAGAAAUUAUGGGUUUCAAAACUUGAACUUUAGCCAUCAUGAACUAGAUGUAUUACACUGAGUGUCAUAUUGUCUCUAUUUGACCGUGCAACUAGUUUAAACUAAGAAAUUAGAUGAAAGAGUGUUUUUGAAAAGUGAACAUGAUUAGUUUUUACACAGAAAAUUGAGUGUGAGACUCUUAGACUUUUAGAUCUGAAACUCAACUCCUACUAAGUAUAUUUAA